AAUGUCCCCCCACCCAUCCACCCCAUGCGCAUGCCCCUUAUCUGGUGAUGUGAAUUUGUAAACAAUGGAAUUUCUGUUACAACCAAAAUGCAGUGUUUACAAGUGAUAACCCCCAUGACAAGACACGAAUACCUCCAAACCAUCCUGCAAUGAAAUCAGCGAACUUGAACGUCCCAUCCAUCGCUUGAGACACCUCCACCGACUAGCCCCCUCACUUCGCCCGAAAAUAGCCUACCACCUGACCAUGCUCUCGCGCAAAAACAAGGACUUGAAAACGAUCAAGGAAGGGGUUGUUGGCAAAUACGUGAAAAAAGACACCCCACCCGAAAUGCCAAUCAUCAACGUGUGGACCACGGAGCCCAAGCGCCGCCUCUCGAGCCAGGGGCGCCAAUCGCUGCCCGCGAGCCUCACCAGGGGGGCCAACCAGAGCAGCAUCACCGUGCAGAAGUUCGGGAACCAGAAGACUAUCAUCAGCUCGGGGUUGGGGGCCCACCAGGGGAAGUACACCCCCAGCUCCUCGGUCCCGGAUUUGGCCACCAGGUUCGCGAAUUUGUCCACCAAUGAGAACAAUUCGCUGUAUACCCCCAGCUCGGCAGUGGCCCCCCAACACAUCUACAUGAAUCAGCAUUUCAAUGCCUCUUACAGUGACAAUUCGAAUGCGAAUUACGUCGAAAUCGAUCAAAUCUAUCCAUUAAACACUCAAGAUAACAAUUAUAAUAAUCGGAAUUCGCCGAUUUAUCAAAACACUGAUGGGGCACAUAAAAACCAAGACACGACCCCCAUUUAUAGCAAUGCGGGGGCUGAACGGUACUCUAAUCCGCUACAGGGCAUGACUUAUGGGGAAUCGCUUGCACAUCAUUUGAGACACUCUCUGGGGCGCAAUGAGAGCAGCACAGAUCAAUCUGAGGAGCUCCCUUUGCCCCCCGGCUGGUCCGUGGACUACACCCUCCGCGGUCGCAAAUACUACAUCGACCACAACACGAAAACGACCCAUUGGUCGCACCCCUUGGAGCGCGAGGGCCUCCCCACGGGAUGGCAAUGUGUCCACUCCCCCAUCUACGGCAUUUACUACGUCAAUCACAUUACGAAACAAGCUCAAUACGAGCACCCCUGUCUCGUGCCUUGUUACAAUUACCAGCCGGAGGUGCGGUAUUUCAACCCCCCGAGGACGACGCAUUACCAGCCCCACAGCGUCCUAGUGCCGGCGAACCCCUACCUCUUGGAGGAGAUCCCCCAUUGGCUCAACGUCUAUUUUAAUGCGAGUCCCGAUUUGGACCAUAAAUUGAAAUGGGACAUGUUCCGGUUGCAAGACUUGGACUGUUACAAUGGAAUGUUGACGCGGCUUUACAAGCAAGAGUUGCAGAAUAUUGUGAUGCGGUAUGAGACCUACAGGUCGGCGUUGCUCGUCGAAAUGGAGAAGUUUAGGAGUAGUAGAAAUGGGGCUGUGACUGGUCAAUAAAAUGUUCCUUUUUGUAUUAAUUCUAUCAAAUGUGAUUAUUUAUUCUUGUAUCGCUUCAUUGAUUUCGUAUUUAGUGACUUGUAGGCCUGAGACUCGCAUCACUUUGGCCUCCUUGAUGCCCAAGGUGCGGGCCCACUGUUGUGCUAAAGACACAAAUAAACGCUUUAUUUUAUUAA
This is a messenger RNA of Tribolium madens (black flour beetle), 1635 nucleotides long. It is a transcript of the gene sav, whose product is annotated as protein salvador homolog 1. NCBI's taxonomy places the organism in Eukaryota, Metazoa, Arthropoda, Insecta, Coleoptera, Tenebrionidae. The record is from RefSeq and is a predicted model, not a curated record. Gene Ontology annotation, molecular function: protein binding; molecular adaptor activity. The coding region runs from base 245 to 1459 and encodes 404 amino acids. The transcript is spliced from 6 exons. Gene Ontology annotation, biological process: regulation of cell population proliferation; apoptotic process; hippo signaling.